Messenger RNA from Oikopleura dioica, 549 nucleotides. The record is from the annotation of a GenBank genome assembly. Lineage: Eukaryota; Metazoa; Chordata; Appendicularia; Copelata; Oikopleuridae.
AUGCCAAAGAGUAUCAAAGAUCUAGCGCCGAUUCCUGGCUGUUUGAGGAUGCCUGUCAAAAUGACACUUAGAAGAGUUCUAGUGCCAGAUGCUUCUAAUUCUACUGUUCUACGGCUUUUCACUGAUGAAAAAACGACAUGGUACAUUCAAAUCGACGACAUCGCUGUUCAUCUAACUCCAGACAUCAAAAUCUGGCACGGAUGCAUGUCAAAAAGUCAGGAUUGCGACGUCUGGAAGAUCGAACGAAGGGUGGAAAAGACAGAUCAAUUCAAAACGAUGAUCAUUUUUGAAAGCUGCCCGAAAACGAAAAGAUACAAAAUUGAAGAAUUGAUGAAAUUUGUUUAUCAAAGUGGAGCCAUUUUCAGCAACACUGAAACGCGAGAUCUUGGCUACUUAGAUCUACAGGACAAAAAGAAAGCAAUCGAAAUGACGAAAAAUGAGCCCGAUGGAAAUUUUCUAGCGCCGCCGAGAGCUUCGGAAAAAAGCACUAUUUAUCUUGAUAUUCCUUCCAACGAUUAUUAUUACAUUCUCCCACCCAAAGAGAACUGA